Molecule: messenger RNA, 4160 nt
Organism: Macrosteles quadrilineatus (aster leafhopper)
Lineage: Eukaryota; Metazoa; Arthropoda; Insecta; Hemiptera; Cicadellidae
Product: sushi, von Willebrand factor type A, EGF and pentraxin domain-containing protein 1-like
Exons: 20
Coding region: 49-3360 (1103 amino acids)
Source: RefSeq, a predicted model, not a curated record
CAGUGCGGUCGAGUGCGGUUGAGUUCCGCAAGUGAAUGGCUCAGUGUCAUGGCUUUAUGUUUAGUGUUUCUCAUCGUUCUGAUAACUAGGAUACAUGCUCAAGAUGUACUGUGCGGACAUCCAGCAGUCCCUGUCAACGCUAAGGUGACACUAAGUUCCACAACGUUGGUACCAGGCACCACAGCCACUUACAGCUGUGACGUGGGCUACGAGUUCUUUGGAAAUGAGAUCUCGAGAUGUAACGACAAAGGAAAAUGGGAAGGCGAGCUGCCGUUUUGUGCUACCAAUGUUGGGCUGCGUCGCCCGGCUAACCAGUCGACCACAGUGCGGGGAGGGUCAGCCGGCAACGCUAACGACGGCGACCUAGCCACGGUCCACGAUGGUCGUCGCUGCUCCGAGACCAUGAGGGAGGCUUCGCCCUGGUGGAGUGUGGACCUUCUGCGACCGUACCCCGUCAGCGCUGUGAGGAUCACCACAAGGGGAUGCUGUGGUCAGCAGCCGCUACAAGAUCUGGAGAUCCGUGUUGGCAACAGCAGUUCUGAUCUUCAGAGGAACCCUCUGUGUGCCUGGUACCCUGGCACUCUAGAGGAGGGCAUCACCAAAGUGUUCCAAUGCGCUCGCACUCUGAUUGGUCAGCAUGUGUUCAUACAACUGGUCGGAGUCGAGGGGUCUCUGUCGAUGUGUGAAGUGGAGGUCUUCAGCACUGAUGAGUUCUCCAACGACCGUUGUGCGCCUGCUGGGGUAGGGCAAGAUGUCGAGCUUGUUGCUUUUGACCGAACGUGUUACGAGUUUAACGUCGGUCGUGGAAGCUCUUUUGAAGACGCAAGAACACAAUGUCGUAAGCACGGUGGUGAUCUAGCUCACGGCUUGCAAGGCGUCCACAACAUAUUUCUGUUGGCGGAACUGGAAAGGCGAAAGAGCAGUUUGAAAACACAACUCGUCUGGAUAGGAGCGCAGAAAGAACCGAGUUUUACAUCUCACACGUGGAAAUGGGUUGAUGGUGCGGUGGUGACAAAGCCCGCGUGGGGUAAGGAUCAACCAAACAACUACAACGGAGAACAGAACUGUGUUGUGUUGGACGGAGGACGGAACUGGCUGUGGAACGAUGUCGGCUGCAACCUCGACUACCUCCAUUGGAUCUGCCAAUACACUCCAGUCAGCUGUGGCAGUCCAGACAAGCAGCUCAACACCACCAUCAAGGGUACAGACUACACGACAGGCAAGACUAUCAGCUACGUUUGUCCCGAGGGUCACAUGUUGGUGGGCAACGCUAACAGAACGUGUCAACAGACUGGCUUCUGGGCUGGCAUGGCACCUUCUUGUAGAUAUGUGGAUUGUGGCAGUUUGGAUGCCCCAGAGAAUGGAGCUGUGACUCUUGUAAACAAACGGACGACGCACGGAGCUGAGGCUACUUACACUUGCAGCACCAACUACACUCUUGCUGGGGACAGCAAACGUACAUGUGGGGACAAUGGGACAUGGACAGGGGCUACCCCUCAAUGUCUCUUUGACUGGUGUCCUGAGCCACCUCGAGGGGAGGGUGUGAUGGUGAAUGUGUCAGGCAAACGUGUUGGAUCUGUUGCUACCUACACCUGCCAGCCUGGCUUUAUACUGUUUGGACAAAGAGAGCUUACAUGUGGACCAGGGGGUGAAUGGUCAGGGAAGGCGCCGAGCUGCAAGUUUGUAGACUGUCGUGAGCCACCCAACGUAGACAAUGGACAAUACCGACUGUUGAACGGCACAACAACCCACGGCUCAGUGGUGGAGUACAGCUGUGACGCAGAUCAUUGGCUCGAGCCACCGGAGCGAGCUAGACUCACUUGCAUGAGGGACGCUAAGUGGUCAGCCGACCCUCCUACAUGCGAAUUGGUCACCUGUCCUGAGCCGGAGGUGCCAGACGACGGGUUCGUGGUAGGCUAUGACUUCAACAUCCACUCCACCAUAGAGUACCAUUGUGAGCCGGGACAUCUGCUGCAAGGCAAGAACUCUCUGGAGUGUACUGCUCAAGGAGAGUGGAAUGAUGAACCCCCUACCUGUCAGUUUAUCGACUGUGGUAAAGUUCAGCCGCUACCUUACGGUAACGUGGAAUACAUCAAUGGAACGACCUACCUCAAAAGUGAGCUUAGCUACAGCUGUGUGCGUAACUACCGACUGGUCGGACAGUCUCGUCGUCGCUGUCUCACCACCAAACAGUGGAGUGAGUCUUCCCCUCGGUGCGAAGAAAUACGCUGCCCAGAGCCCAAGUUAGCGGCUCACGCCAUCCUGUCGGUGACCAACAAUGACCGCAUGUACGGCAGAACACUCAUCCGCACAGCUGACUCUGCCGUGUCCGUGGCAACGUACAAGAUUGGAGCGUUGGUCAAGUACCGAUGUGAGAGAGGUUACAAGAUAGUGGGUGACCCGCUAAGUACUUGCGAAGAGACAGGUCAUUGGAGCGGGAACAUUCCAGAGUGUGUCUUUGUUGACUGCGGAAUGCCGACACCCCCACCUCAUGGCCGUUUCUCUCUGGCGUCUAACGUCACAUACUAUGGGGCAGCUGUGCUGUACGAGUGUGAGGACAACUACGAACUGGACGGGUUCGCCAGAAGAAUUUGUCUAGAGAACGGAACUUGGAGCUCAGAGACACCCUCUUGCAAAGAGAUCCUAUGUGCCGAGCCGGAGGUUGAUGGCGUAGUGACCGUGAGGACGUCUACACACAGCAUCGGCGGAGUGGCACACUACUCUUGUCCCCGGGGUACCACCAUGGAAGGAAACUCCACCAGGAUCUGUCUACAGAGGGGAUCGUGGAGUGGACGAGUGCCGGAGUGCAAUUAUGUGGACUGCGGUGAGCCAGGGGGUAUAGAGAACGGAAGAGUGAUUGUUGUAAACCAGACGACCAUCUUCAACAGCGUGGUGGAGUACCACUGUGUGCCGCAGUACCAGAGGAUCGGGCCGUACCUGCGCAAAUGUCUGGAGGACGGACGGUGGUCGGGGGAGGAACCUCGCUGUGAAAUGGUCUCCAGUGCUCCGAGUGAGGGACAAAACCUAGGACUUGCCAUCGGCAUCGGCUCUGGAUUUAUUGUCUUUCUUCUCGUCAUUCUUGGACUCAUUUACCUCAGGCUGAGAAAAGAAAGACCGGUCAAAAACACUGAGAACGUUGAAGGCGCUGUGCGAAAAGAAGAACAAAAUGCUGCCGUGAUGUCCUACGCAACUCUGAGCAACAAUACCACCAACCACCACAACAACAUUUACGACAACAUUCACGACAAUGAGGAAAUGUACGACUCACCUUACGAACAGACGAGUCACUACGAGCCGUCACCGAUCUCAAGACGUAGUAGCAAAGCGACGGUUACGAUAAAUGGAGUCGCCGUGAACUGAAACAUGAAACAGUGAUCAAAACACAAAGGCUGGUUCUGACUCUAAUACAGAGUCUAUAACUGAACAACAUAAAUAGCGAUUAGCUUUAAUGGUUUGUUAGUGAAACAACACAUUUUAUCUGUGAUUUUUACAGAUGGUAUCAAUUUUGUUGUGAAUGAUUUUAUGACUUUUCAGUUAACUAUUAGUAUUAUUGAACAAUGUAAGGCCCUAAAGAGGAUAGAAGAUUUUAUAAAAAUGUUUCUCUAGAUUAGUCAAUUUGCUAAAAUGUUUACAGUAUUUGUUUUCUACUACUACCAGCAUGCAUUCAAGAUAUUUUUAAUCAACGAUGCUCAAUCAUAAGUAAUGAUAAAGACAAAAUAAUAUGUUUAAAAAAAAUAUUUUUUAUUUUUUUCAACUAGGAAACAUUGCCACUAGAAAUAGUAUGUUGAACUAAAUUUCUGCAAGUUUUGACAUUUAAAAAACUUGAAUUGUCACCAAAUUAUGUUAAUUCUUAAUUUUGUUAAAAGACAUAUUUUUAUAUACUAGACACAUUUUGAACAUAACUUGUUUUGUAACUUUACCUUUCUCUGUAACUUAAGCAACGAUUUUGAAAAUAUGAGACACUUAACAAAAUAGUAAAUGGACCAAAUAAAUCUCGUGAUCUACUUUUGUAACUGUAAUUGAAUAUAUUUAUAAGUAAUUGUAAAAGUGUAUUUAUGUAUAUUGUAGUUAUGUGCUGUAAGAAUGUUUUAUAAAGCUGUAUGGAAACUUCGUAUGUAAUUAUGUACAUAUUAGGAGAUAAAAUUUUUAUUUUAAGAGUA